Messenger RNA from Myxocyprinus asiaticus (Chinese sucker), 1874 nucleotides. Its product is annotated as 4-galactosyl-N-acetylglucosaminide 3-alpha-L-fucosyltransferase 9-like. The record is from RefSeq and is a predicted model, not a curated record. The coding region runs from base 145 to 1245 and encodes 366 amino acids. NCBI's taxonomy places the organism in Eukaryota, Metazoa, Chordata, Actinopteri, Cypriniformes, Catostomidae. The transcript is spliced from 2 exons. Gene Ontology annotation, molecular function: alpha-(1->3)-fucosyltransferase activity. Gene Ontology annotation, cellular component: membrane.
GUUUGGGUGUUUCUUUAGAGCUCAUCAGUCUUUUUGCAUCUAUACAGCUAGAGUAAAUCUCUGGUGUGGGACACACUGGCUGUAUUUCUAACACCAGACUGCAAAUUUCACCUUUAAUCACAAGCUCUUAAAAUAGAUAAGUCAAUGUCAAGCACAAGUGGAACUUCACUAUGUCGCCUGGCCGGUUUUGUGGUACUUGCCGGUCUCAUCUCUUUUACUGUCAUGUAUUUCUGGACCUCACCUCUGACCAUCUGCCAAUCUCUACAACCCACAUUAAAAAAAAAAAAUUCUGAAAAGAGCAACAACUCCCUUCCUGUUGCAAAGGAAGAGAAACCAAUACUUUUGUUAUGGUUCUGGCCUGAAAAUUACUUUUUUGACUUCAGUGAUUGUAAAACAUUUUACAAUUAUGACGGUUGUGAAUUGACGGAUGAUAGAUCACUCUACAGCAAUGCAGAUGCUGUCCUUCUUUUCCACAAGGCCAUUAGCUGGGACCUGUCCAACCUUCCUCCAUCUCCUCGUCCUCUGUUCCAGAAGUGGAUAUGGUUUAAUGUAGAAUCACCAACUAACACAGAAAAAAAACCAGGUCUGGAAAACCUGUUCAAUCUCACUCUGAGCUACAGAGAAGACGCUGACAUUCCUGUACGGUUGCGCUUGACCACAAAUAAGAAAGCAGAGGCCUUUGAAAUUCCCAAAAAAGAAAAACUGAUCUGUUGGAUUGUAAGCAACAAUAGCCCUCAUACAGGUGUCAACACAAGGAACAGUUAUUUCCAUGAACUUUCCAAACAUGUCUAUGUGCAUACAUAUGGGAAAGCGUAUGGAACGUUCCUGGAUUAUAAGGACUACUAUCCUACCAUAGCGAGCUGCAAAUUUUAUCUCUCCUUUGAGAACUCCAUCCACAAGGACUACAUCACUGAGAAGUUCAAUGGACCGCUUGCAGCAGGUACAGUCCCAGUGGUAAUGGGUCCUCCCAGAAGGAACUAUGAAAAAUUUGUUCCUGGUGAUGCCUUCAUUCAUGUGGAUGACUUUCCAGAUCCAAAGUCACUAGCGGAAUAUCUGAAGCAGCUGGACAUGGAUGAUGAUGCAUAUCACAGGUACUUUAACUGGAGGACACAUUUGUCUGCAAGGCCUCAUUUAAUACUACAGAAUCAAGAGUUUAUUCUGGCUAUCUGCACUGCCUGUGAUCACGUAGGAAGACACAAGGAAUAUAGAGAAGCUCAUGAUAUUUAUGAAUGGUAUUUUAAUUAAGGACAUCUCAGACUUCGGUAAUAUUUGGUGAAGGUUAUUGAUAAUUAUCUCAUGUAACAAGAAAAUCUAAAGUUCUAAUUUGAGUACUAUAUAAGGCAACUUGUUUAUGUGUUCCUUCAAGAGAGAAAACAUACAUCUGUGUUAUGUUGUUUCUUUUAUUUCUCUUACAUUAUUUUCCUUUCAUUCCAUAUAAAUUCAUUAUUCAUAAACAUUCCUUUUUACUUAUUAUUUCUCAUUUAUACAUUUCUUCUACUGUUUAAUCUUAUGGUGUGUGCUGUAUUUGUCUUCACAAGUUAGAGAUAGAGUUGUCUCCAUUCAAGGUCUUAACGUCACGGGACGAUGUUGUGAAGCAGUCAUUUUUAAUUGUCUUUGCUUGGUAUAAUAACACUUGUUGAACUUGUGCUGGUCAGUCGAAGUCAGACUGAGCAUUGAAAAAGAUGCAGCUAAGAUUAUUCAAUAAACCAUUUUUACCAACACUUCGUCUCCUGCUAUAUUCCCUACUGACACUGCCUAACUCUUGGGCUGGUAGAAGAGUGAGUUAACAACCUGUAGAUGUUGACUGGUUUUGUAUAUCAGAUAGAAGCUUGUGUUGCAUGCCCCAUUUACUGGGCCGGGCUGACAGUUGAGAA